GAUGCCCCGCCGCUGCUGAUCCGGCCCCGGCGACGCCCGCUCCUGCCCCCCGCCAGGUUGAGGAUGUCUGGGAUCUGUUCAGAGGAAGUGGCCAUGUCACGAGUAACUCGCCCACCCACCUUCCCAGUGAGCUUUCAGCUCCUUGUGCUGGUGUUGCUCUGCCAUGCAGAUGGCAUACAUGCAGAGAGCCCCAGUGAACUGCCAGGGAAUGACACCGAGGAGUGUGCUGGCUCAUACAUCUGCAAAAAGGGUGUGAUUUUACCAAUAUGGGAACCCCAAGACCCCUCAUUUGGUGACAAAAUCGCUCGGGCAACAGUGUAUUUUGUAGCAAUGGUGUACAUGUUCCUGGGAGUGUCUAUCAUAGCUGACCGCUUCAUGUCCUCCAUCGAAGUCAUUACAUCCCAAGAGCGAGAAAUAACCAUCAAGAAGCCCAAUGGUGAGACCAGCAAAACCACUGUGAGGAUCUGGAAUGAGACCGUUUCCAAUCUCACACUGAUGGCCUUGGGCUCGUCCGCCCCCGAGAUCCUCCUGUCCGUCAUCGAAGUGUGUGGCCAUGGCUUCACAGCAGGGGACCUGGGCCCAAGCACGAUUGUGGGAAGUGCUGCCUUUAACAUGUUUGUCAUCAUUGCGAUAUGUGUGUACGUGGUUCCAGAUGGAGAGAUAAGGAAGAUCAAGCACUUGCGAGUGUUUUUUGUUACGGCGGCCUGGAGCAUCUUUGCCUAUACUUGGCUUUACAUUAUUUUAUCUGUGUCUUCACCUGGGAUUGUGGAGGUUUGGGAAGGCUUGCUCACCUUCUUCUUCUUCCCCAUCUGUGUGGUGUUUGCCUGGAUAGCUGACAGGAGGCUUUUGUUUUACAAGUACGUCUACAAGAAAUACCGAGCUGGCAAGCAGAGAGGUAUGAUCAUAGAGCAUGAGGGUGACCGGCCCUCAUCCAAAGCUGAUAUUGAGAUGGACGGAAAGGUUGCUAAUUCUCAUGUGGAGAACUUUUUGGAUGGGACACUGGUGUUGGAAGUGGAUGAGAAAGACCAGGAUGAUGAGGAAGCCAGAAGGGAAAUGGCUCGGAUCCUGAAGGAGCUGAAACAAAAGCACCCAGACAAGGAAAUCGAACAGCUUAUUGAGUUGGCCAACUACCAGGUCCUGAGCCAGCAACAGAAGAGCAGGGCAUUUUACCGCAUCCAGGCCACUCGGCUCAUGACCGGAGCUGGCAACAUCUUGAAGAGACAUGCUGCAGACCAAGCCCGCAAAGCCGUCAGCAUGCACGAGGUCAACAGUGAGGUGACGGAAAAUGAUCCCAUCAGCAAGCUCUAUUUUGAGCAGGGUACCUACCAGUGUUUGGAGAACUGUGGCACUGUGGCCCUGACCAUCAUUCGCCGGGGAGGUGACUUGACUAACACAGUGUACGUUGACUUCCGGACAGAGGACGGGACGGCUAAUGCCGGCUCUGACUACGAGUUCACUGAAGGGACAGUGGUCUUCAAGCCUGGAGAGACCCAGAAGGAAAUCCGUGUUGGCAUAAUCGAUGAUGACAUAUUUGAGGAGGAUGAGAACUUCCUGGUACAUCUCAGCAACGUCCGUGUGAGCACUGAGCCCUCGGACGAGGGCGUUCUUGAGCCCAGUCGUGUCUCAACACUUGCCUGCUUGGGAUCACCAUCUACUGCCACUGUCACCAUUUUUGACGAUGACCACGCUGGUAUCUUCACCUUUGAGGAGCCAGUAACUCACAUCAGUGAAAGUGUAGGAACCAUGGAAGUGAAAGUGUUGCGAACCUCUGGUGCACGAGGAAAUGUUAUUGUGCCCUACAAAACCAUUGAAGGCUCAGCUAAAGGUGGAGGAGAGGACUUUGAAGACACCUGUGGGGAGUUGGAGUUCCAGAACGAUGAGAUAGUCAAAACGAUAUCAAUCAAGGUGAUAGAUGAUGAGGAGUAUGAGAAAAACAAGACCUUCUACCUAGAGAUCGGGGAACCCCGGCUGGUGGAGAUGAGUGAGAAGAAAGGUGGCUUCACCAUCACAGAGGAGAAUGAGGAAAAGCAGCCACUGACCAGCAAGGAGGAGGAGGAGCGUCGCAUUGCAGAGAUGGGGCGCCCAGUCCUGGGGGAGCACACCAAACUCGAAAUCAUCAUUGAGGAAUCCUACGAGUUCAAGAACACAGUGGACAAGCUCAUUAAGAAGACAAACCUGGCCCUGGUGGUUGGCACAAACAGCUGGAGGGAGCAGUUUAUUGAGGCUAUUACUGUCAGCGCGGGGGAAGAUGACGAUGACGAUGAAUGUGGGGAGGAGAAACUGCCCUCCUGCUUUGACUAUGUGAUGCACUUUCUGACCGUCUUCUGGAAGGUCCUUUUUGCCUUCGUGCCCCCGACAGACUACUGGAAUGGCUGGGCCUGCUUUGUUGUCUCCAUCCUCAUGAUCGGCCUCCUGACAGCUUUCAUUGGCGACCUGGCAUCCCACUUUGGCUGCACCAUCGGCCUGAAGGACUCGGUCACCGCCGUCGUAUUUGUCGCGCUGGGGACAUCGGUGCCAGACACAUUUGCCAGCAAAGUAGCAGCAACACAGGACCAGUAUGCAGACGCCUCCAUCGGGAAUGUCACCGGGAGCAAUGCUGUGAACGUUUUCCUGGGAAUUGGGGUAGCCUGGUCCAUCGCAGCCAUCUACCACGCGGCGCAUGGACAAGUCUUCCAAGUCUCACCUGGCACGCUGGCCUUCUCCGUCACCCUCUUCACCAUUUUUGCUUUUAUCAGUGUGGGCGUGCUGCUCUACCGGCGGAGACCCGAGAUUGGAGGUGAGCUGGGCGGGCCGCGGACUUCCAAGCUGCUCACAUCCUCACUCUUUAUCCUC
Molecule: messenger RNA, 2832 nt
Organism: Lepidothrix coronata (blue-crowned manakin)
Lineage: Eukaryota; Metazoa; Chordata; Aves; Passeriformes; Pipridae
Gene: SLC8A1
Product: solute carrier family 8 member A1
Exons: 8
Biological process (GO): sodium ion transmembrane transport; calcium ion import across plasma membrane; cell communication
Cellular component (GO): sarcolemma; axon; postsynapse
Molecular function (GO): calcium:sodium antiporter activity
Source: RefSeq, a predicted model, not a curated record